UCGUUUUGCUGUUUACACUUUGCUGUUUCCAUUUUCAAUUUUUCAUCAAUUUUCAUUUUGUUAAAAACUUAAUGUUGAAUGAAAACUAUCUACAUUCGUAAUAUACCAGUAAAAAAGUAUUUUUUAUAAAUACUGUGUGUUUAAGUACUGCGUACCUGUUUACGAAUUACAUUUAUAAAUCGAAGUUCGUAGAGUUUAAAAUUAACAAUGUCAAAGGUGAAAUUAAAUUUGAUAGCAGCAGCGUGCGAGAAUAUGGGCAUUGGAGCAAAUGGUACACUACCUUGGAAGCUAAAGACAGAAAUGGCAUACUUCACUACAAUGACAACCAAAGUGAGUGAUGAUAAUAAGACAAAUGCAGUGAUCAUGGGCAGAAGAACCUGGGACUGUAUACCAGUGAAGUACAGGCCGCUGAUCAACAGAGUCAAUAUAGUGCUGACACACCAAGUUGAUGCUAUUAAAGAAAAGGCCCCAGAUGGUGUCAUAGUGGUUCCAAGCCUGGAUGAAGCCAUCAGUUAUAUUGAGAGCCGUGAUGAUAUUGAAUCCACUUGGGUCAUAGGUGGCUCCUCUAUUUAUAAGGCAGCAAUGGAGCACCCGAACUGCGGCAAAAUCUACCUAACAGAGAUACAGAAGUCAUUCACCUGCGACACUUUCUUCCCCAACAUCGACAAGCAGCAGUUCCACCUGGUGGACGAGGAGGAGGUCCCCGGGGAGAGGCAGGUGGAGGGGGACAUCAGCUACUUCUUUAGAGUCUAUAGACGAUUGUAGACAACAUUGUCAUAGUCUACAGGGUGCUCGGGAAUAUUUGCUAUAACUUUUCGGUUGGUGGGAGGCUUCGGUCGUAGCUAGUUACCACCCUACCGAAAAAGACGUACCGCCAGGCGAUUUACCGUUCCAGUACGAUGUCGUGUAAAACCGAAAGGGGUGUGGAUUUCAUCAUACUCCUAACAAGUUAGCCCGCUUUCAUCUUAGAUUACAUCAUCACUUACCAUUAGGUGAGAUGCAUGAUGAUCAGGUAUAAAUGAUGAUUCUUACCAAGGGCUAACUUGUAAAGAAUAAAAUAAAUAAAAUAUGGUGUUGACGAGUCCACUUAUAGGAGUUGAACUGCAUAACUAGUAUUUUUUUAUCUAAAAAAUAAAAACAUUUUAUGUUUUCAUAGAAAGUAAUUCAAAUAAUUCCGACUAUGCAUGUAAUACACUCCUUUAUGUAUCUUUGCAUUUUAAAAGUUUAAAGUUUGGCUACGUCAUUAUUAUAAAGAUGCGUAUAAGGGACACAUUUUAAGAUCUAUUUACAAAAGAAAUAUUAUCCGAAAUACCUAAUCCGAAAAUAUUAAUUUUAGAACACAUGUUCCUUGAACAUUUUUAAUUAAUUUUCGAUAAAGAAUAUAACCCCAGAGUUAUGUGGAAUACUCCCGAGCACCCUGUAUAAAAGCUAAAGGUUACACUAAAAAAUAUCGACUAGACUAUGCCACUCACGAAUAACGUGACUUUAUAUUGGUAAAAGAACAUUCAAAAUUGGUUCAAAAUAUGCAUAGACAACUUAAAAUAUCAUAAACUUUACCUCUUUAUAAUAUUAGUAUAGACAAGUAUUUUUUUAUGUAUAUUAAAAAUUAUUUUUAAUUGCCUUAUUUGUCCAGUACUAGUUGGUCUCAGAUCAUAAGAUCCCAAAUUGAGCUAUGAAAUACUUAUUGAGCUAAAUAAAUAGCUAGUUGACACUUUUUAAAUGGUCUUAAAGUGUUCAUUAUCGAUCUACUAGAUUGAAUAAAAAUAUUUUAUAAAAAAAUACAACCGACUUCAAAAUCACAAAAAUAUUUCUACUAAACUAAAAAGCGAAAAAUAACAUCGAACUUGCAAACUUCUGAUCAGCUUGAAAGCGGUAUCAAGUUAGUGUCGUGUUAAUUAAAGAAAAAAAUGACUGAAAAUCCAGUUAAAAUCUUUAUGAUUUAAACGGCUUGAAAAAAGAUUUCGACGAAUUGAUAACCUCCUCCUUUUUUUGAAGUCGGUUAAAAAUUAUCAUUUUUUUUUCUUUUUUUUAAUCCUCUAAGGAGAGAGCCCUGGCACUGGAGUGAUCUGUUAAAAUAGGCUGAAAAUGAUUUGAAAUCUCAGGGACCGAUUUUAAAACGAUUUCGCGCUUAGAUUUUAUUUAGUUGGAUUAAGUUUAUAUUGUAAGAAGCUAAGCUUGGAGCAUGCUGUAUUGUGUCGAUAAGAUUGAAUGUGAAAAAAAAGUUACCCAUAUAAAAUAAAUGAUAUUACAAUAUUAUUUAUAAGUUAAUAUUAUAAGGCUCGGUUUCACCACCUGGUAAGAGUUUGAAAGUCUUAUAGCAAGUUUUGUUUUUCUUAUUUUAUAGCUAACUAGUGGACGCCCGCGUGGAAUUCCGUUUUUCACAAAUCCCGCUGGAACCAUGGAUUUUUCCGAGAUGAAAAGUAGCCUAUGUGUUAAUCCAGAGUGAAAUCUAUUUCCAUUCCAAAUUUCAGCCAAAUCGCUUCAGUAGCCGCAGCGUAAAGGAGGAACAAACAUACAUUAGUGUGAUGUGAUACCCGUGCGAAGUCGGAGCGGGCCGCGUGUUUUUAUAUACACAGUUUUUCUGUAGUGUAUUUAGUAUCAGCAUUGCACCCGUGCGAAGCCGGGGUGGGUCGCUAGUUAUACUUAUAAACCUUCCUCUUCAAUCAAAUGUAUGCAUAAAUCUUUAAAACUACACAACGAAUUUUGAUACGGUUUUUUUUUUAAUAGAUAGAGUAUUUAUUAAAAAAACCGCAUCAAAAUCCGUUGCGUACUAUUAAAGAUUUAUGCAUACAUAGGGAUGUAGGGACAAAGACUAUACUUAUGUAGAUAUGACAAAAACACAUCUUUUUAAUAGACAUCCAAACCUUAACAGAUGUGAAACCGGUACUUUAGUAUUUUUAACCGACUUCCAAAAAGGAGGGGGUUCUACGUUCGGCUGUAUGUAUGUUUUUUAGUCGAGUACGAACAAUUUUUGGGGCGGUAAAUCCAAAAAUUGUUCGUACUCGACUAAAAUACUAAAGUAGUCCGAACUAGGCCUAAGAGUACAUGUUAGAGAAUAUGUUGUGUAAAAUUUGCGCUUCCAAUGUAACUUGUAAAUAUCUAUUUUUUUUUUAUAAUAAAAUAGUUCAUUAUA
This is a messenger RNA of Bicyclus anynana (squinting bush brown), 3133 nucleotides long. RefSeq names its product dihydrofolate reductase (gene Dhfr). The record is from RefSeq and is a predicted model, not a curated record. Bases 208 to 765 code for a protein of 185 amino acids. Gene Ontology annotation, biological process: tetrahydrofolate biosynthetic process; glycine biosynthetic process; dihydrofolate metabolic process. The transcript is spliced from 4 exons. Lineage: Eukaryota; Metazoa; Arthropoda; Insecta; Lepidoptera; Nymphalidae. Gene Ontology annotation, molecular function: dihydrofolate reductase activity; NADP binding. Gene Ontology annotation, cellular component: mitochondrion.